This is a messenger RNA of Schistocerca cancellata (South American locust), 2971 nucleotides long. RefSeq names its product fibrillin-2-like. Bases 16 to 2427 code for a protein of 803 amino acids. The record is from RefSeq and is a predicted model, not a curated record. NCBI's taxonomy places the organism in Eukaryota, Metazoa, Arthropoda, Insecta, Orthoptera, Acrididae. Gene Ontology annotation, molecular function: calcium ion binding. The transcript has 6 exons.
CCCUUGACAGCAGACAUGGGCCACCCAGCUCCAUACGCGAAAGCCAGGGCUUUGCGGCGGAUCCUGAUGCUGCUGAUGCUGCUGCUGCUGAUGCUCACACUAGCUACCCAAUCAGCUGUCAGCGCAGGAGUAGGACGACAGCGGGUGAAGGACGGCCCGGCUCCGAAAACCUGGCUACGUUUGAAGCGAGAAGAAGCUGAGCAUGAUGCUGACGGAACUGACGACCACCACGGAAACCCUUCUACUGACAAAGAGACACCUGCUGGCAACCGUGAGGGAAAUGAAGGCGAUGAAGGGACAUCUGACAAGCUGCACGUGGACAACAGCAAGAGCCGCACUGCAGGUGAAGACCAGCCGCCCCACGAGCGCCAGGGAUCUGAGUCGGCAGGCGGGAGCUCCGCGUGGCUGAAGCACUACAUGCGCGGCGCCCACACCUUGAGGCGUCGCGACACCAGCGACGACGACACGUCCGGUCCUAAGGGAGAAUGCGCCUGUUUGAAGGAAUUACUGACAAACUGUUCUUUACAUCAGAAGACGAGAAUCCCUAUCCAAUACGUUGAUAAUCAAGGCGAAUCUUCACGCUUGCUUUAUGAAGGCAGUAUUGACUUGAAUGAAAUCAGUAAACCGUUCUGUAGUCCAGGCUCUAUCGUGAUCCUUACUGCAUCAUUGAAGACACAUGGUACGGGCUUCGCUGGAAUUCUCCAGGUCAAAAUACAGUGUGUUCCAAUGAUGAGGAGUACAGACUUUAUCCAGAACCAUGAAAGCAGUGAUGGCAAAAAAAGUUUCUCCUGGAGUACAAGUAGGGAUUUUCUGUCUUUCACGGAUAUAAUUCGGAUGUAUGUUUCCAAUGGAAGAAGAAGAAAUGGCCCGCAGUGCUGUCCUCCUAAUAAAAAUGAUGCCUCAUGUUUAGAUUUUGACGAGUCUCGCGACAAAGUAUCAAAGAGCAAUACUACGAAGAAUCUACCCAAAGUUGUCAAAGGAAUCAAAUGCAGGUACGAUCUGCUUGAGGGAGCGGUGAAUGACAUUGUCCAGAAGACGGCUGCGUGCAAGAAAAAUUGCUCAACCGUGGCAGGUCGUACCGUCUGUAGCUGCGCUGACGGCUCGAAGGCAGUCGAAGAUGAAGACGACGCCACAGGAGUUGUGAGACACUGUAUGCCGCUGGAUCCUGGGGCUGGAAUGGAGUGUCCGCCGGGGUACGACCUCGACACUGACGUCAUGGUGUGCGUGGAUAUUGACGAGUGCCAAGUAAACAACGGUGGAUGUGAUCACGAAUGCGAGAACACCAACGGGGGUUCCAGAUGCAAGUGUCGGCCUGGAUUUUUCCUCAUGGAGGACCAGAAGAGGUGCGAUGAUCGGGACGAAUGUGCCAUCGGCGAGAACGGCCGCCCCCAAGCACCCUGCGCGUACAGGUGCACGAACCUGCCGAACGGAUUCAUGUGCACCUGUCCUGAAGGGUUCGAAGUCAGCCAGCCAGAUAUCAUGAACUGCAUAAACCGGAAAGAAAACAUUACCAUCACCCAAGAGGGAACGUUUUAUUCUAAGCCAACAGUUCCUGCUAAAGAUGGGAAAUGCCCUAAAGGGUUUACGCUAGAUGCUAACAACAUGACGUGCACAGAUAUCGACGAAUGUCGGCGGAAUAUAUCUGGAUGUGCCCACAUCUGUAACAACAUCUACGGUGGAUUCAACUGUCAGUGCCGGGACGGAUUUUCGAUUAUGAGAGACGGCAAGUCGUGCGAAGACGACAACGAGUGCCGCUACCGCUACAUAUCGAGAUGUGAGCACAAGUGUCAAAACACCGAAGGGAGCUUCAGAUGCACAUGCAGGCCUGGUUACAGCCUCGGAGAGGACCAGCAGUCGUGCGAAGACGUCGACGAGUGUCGGGACAACACAUCUGGCUGUAGUCAACUCUGUGAUAAUACGGAAGGGAGCUAUAAGUGUUCAUGUAGCCACGGUUUCUACCUUGUGAACGAUAUGAAGACGUGUGAAGACUUCAACGAAUGUCGACUAAAUAGAUCUGGCUGCGAACACGAGUGUGAAAACACACAGGGAAGCUUCAGAUGCAUGUGCCGACCAGGUUACUACCUGGCGGAAGAUCAGAAGACGUGCCGAGACAUCGACGAGUGCCGACGCAACACAUCGGGGUGCGCUCACCAGUGCGAGAACACUGUGGGCGGCUACCGGUGCCUGUGCAGACCCGGCUACUUCCUCAUGAAGGACGGGAAGUCGUGCGACGACCGCGACGAGUGUGCCGCGGACCCGCACGGCCACACGCAUGCCCAGUGCUCGCACCAGUGCAUCAAUCUGCCGGGCAGCUACACGUGCGCAUGUCCAGAAGGCUUCGUGCUCCACGCUCACGACCACGGUCUGUGUGUGGAGGACGAGGAACACAGCAUGACCGCACGUGAAGAGGGCGCCGACCUGUCUUGAUGGCUUCGUGCUACUCACCAACAAGGACACGCGGGAGCGGAGGAGCAGGACCACGGGUGGUCAUAGGGGCUCCUCGUGCUGCUUAUCAAGCGGGAGUGAGGUGGACUACUCGUGAGAUAUCGAAAGGAAAGAGAGGAAUUGAUGCGUGAACACCUUCUUCUCCUGUAAAGUCUCACAGCUAAUCUGACGUUCGCACUUCAGGACUACAGCGACGUCGGCUUUGUUUAAUUACACCGAGGGACUACCAAGCGUUGACUGCAGAGAUGACUUCUGGCAUCGCUCAUCUCAGAGUGUUUGUUUAGAGGCCGCUUGUCUCGCUUCGGUGGCCAUGGUGGCAGGACAUUGAUCGUGGGAAGCGGCCGUGGUGCUCUGUGCUCCACUUUCUGCCGACGUCCAGAGACCGGCUCGGUCAUGUGUGUCUCCAUACCUUUGUGGUUUCAAAAUUAUACUUUCCUCCUUUCACCAAUGUAUCAUUCUGUGGUUAGUUCACUGUGGCUGUCAAAAUAACCACUAAUGAAAUAUUAAAUCUGUGUACAUCACCCAC